This is a messenger RNA of Saxophila tyrrhenica, 2805 nucleotides long. RefSeq names its product MutS protein msh4 (gene MSH4). Gene Ontology annotation, cellular component: nucleus. Gene Ontology annotation, molecular function: ATP binding; ATP-dependent DNA damage sensor activity; mismatched DNA binding. The record is from RefSeq and is a predicted model, not a curated record. The coding region runs from base 1 to 2805 and encodes 934 amino acids. The transcript has a single exon. Gene Ontology annotation, biological process: reciprocal meiotic recombination; mismatch repair. Lineage: Eukaryota; Fungi; Ascomycota; Dothideomycetes; Mycosphaerellales; Extremaceae.
AUGGCGCCACUUUCUCGUGCGUCGACGCCGUACAGUACCGGCACGACAGGAUACAGAGCCAGCACCACGACUCGCAACGGGAACCGAAUCAGCACCUCGAACCAGCUCGCGAGCACCUCCAACCCCUUCUAUACCACUGGCGAGUAUGCAACCGCCGCCUCCCGCCCACGUCCUGGCGCUCGCAGCGUGGGCCGGCCGAGCACCGCCAGACCUAGAACAGGCGUGUCCACACUCGGUAUCGAGAAUCAGGAGAUCGUCUGUGCAGUCAGCGAGUCCCGUGGCAUCUCACCCACGGUCGGUCUUGCCUUCAUCAACCUCGACACGGCUGAAGCGGUAUUAAGCCAGAUCUGCGACAGCCAGACGUACGUCCGGACGAUCCACAAACUCACUGUCUUCAACCCUACCAACAUCUUAAUUGUGUCUUCGGCAAGCCAGCCAAAGUCGAAGCUUUUCUCCAUCAUUGAGGACAGUCUGGAUGACAUCGGCAGCAACAUGACUCUACUUGAUCGCAGGUACUGGGCGGAGACCACCGGCAUCGAGUACAUCCAACAAUUAGCCUUCACUGAGGACGUCGAAUCCAUCAAGACGGCCGUGAGUGGCAACUACUACGCCGUCUGCUGCUUUGCGGCCGUGCUCAAGUAUGUCGAGCUCGGCAUGAGCAAGACAUUCCCGAUGCGGUCGCUGCGCAUCAAGUAUGAGCCAUCGGAAGGCUCGAUGAUGAUUGAUCUGUCCACCAUGCAUUCUCUUGAGCUUGUUCAGAACCUGCACGACGCCAAAUCCAAGGACUGCCUCUUUGGCCUGCUCAAUGAGACGCUGACGCCCAUGGGAAGCCGGCUGUUGAGGAGCAAUGUCUUGCAACCACUGACAAGCCCCGAGACGCUCAACACUCGCUACGAGGCGCUGGAAGAGCUCAGCACCAAAGAAGAGAUGUUCUUCGCCGUCCGGCAAGCUCUGAAGCCCUUCCUCGACGCAGACAAGAUCCUCACCCAACUCAUCCUGGUGCCGGUGCAGACAACACUGAUCGACAUUGAGCAAGCCAUCAACAAUGUCAUCAUGCUCAAGCAGUUCGUUGACCUCAUCAAGCCUGUCUUCGAAGCACUCGUCGGUGUUCGUUCGCCCAUGCUAGAGGAGAUUCGCCGGCUAUGUGCGACUGAGAACACCGAGCUGAUCCAAGAGCUCAUCAAUGAAGUCAUCAAUGAGGAUACCACCUACGCGAAGCAGCCGCUGGACUUGCGCAACCAACGCACCUAUGCAGUCAAGUCUGGCGUGAACGGACUAUUGGAUGUCGCACGUCAGACGUAUAAUGAGGCGAUGCAAGAUGCCUUUCAGCACAUGGAUAAUCUGGCAGAAGAGCACUCAAUGGCCAUUCAGAAGAAGUACGAGCAUGGACGUCAAUUCUACUUCCGCAUAAAGGAAGAGGAGCUGGCGAGCAGAGACUUGCCAGCGAUAUUCAUCAACGUCGUGCGCAAGAAAGGGUGGAUCGAGUGCCAGACGCUGGACCUGGCUAAACGCAGCCAGAAAACCGUGGACUCCCAUACUGAAGUGCUCAAUAUGAGUGACAAGACGGUUCAACAGCUCAUAGGCAGUGUACGAGAGCACAUGUCAGUCCUCUUCAAGAUCUGCGAGGGUAUUGCAAUGCUCGAUAUGCUUGCCUCCUUCGCCCAAGUGGUCACAAGUCAAGACUACGUCCGCCCACUCAUCUCUGAAACUCUCGCCAUCAAAGGUGGACGACAUCCGAUCAGAGAAAAGAUCCACAACACCAAAUUCAUCCCCAACGACGUCUACGCCACCCAGCAAACCCGCUUCCAAAUUAUCACCGGCUGCAACAUGUCCGGCAAAAGCACCUACAUCCGCUCGGUCGCCUUAGUGAGCGUCAUGGCGCAAGUUGGCUGCUUCGUGCCAGCGCAGUACGCCGCUCUACCCAUCAUCCGCCAGCUCUUCGCCCGUGUGUCCAUGGACGACAACAUCGAAGCCAACGUCUCAACCUUCGCAGCCGAGAUGCGUGAAACUGCUUUCAUCCUCCGCAACAUCGACCGGCACAGCAUGGCUAUUAUUGAUGAGCUUGGACGAGGCACCAGCACGCGAGACGGCCUUGCUAUCGCCAUCAGUAUCGCCGAAGCACUUGUCAGAAGCAGAGCGCUGGUGUGGUUCGCCACGCACUUCCGCGACCUCGCCAAAAUCCUUUCCGAGCGCAACGGUGUCGUCAAUUUGCACCUCGCGGUCGACAUGAGCGAAAAGAGCAAGAUGGAGAUGCUCUACCGUAUCGCCAGCGGAGCGGAGAAAGAAGAACACUACGGUCUCAAACUCGCUCGUGUCGUUCCACUCCCUCCGGAUGUGGUCGAGCACGCCGAGCACGUCGCCUUGACUCUGGAGCAGCAGGCAAGAGAGAAGAAGGCGCAAGGUCCAGCUAUUGUUCAAGCGAGGCGGAGGAAGUUGAUGCUGAAUCUAAAAGAGCAUCUGGGCCAAGCGAAGGACUCGAAGAUGGAUACCGAGACGUUGCGGCAGUGGCUGCGGGAGUUGCAGGCGGAAUUUGUGAAGCAGAUGCUUGCGUUGGAUGAGGAGGGUGGGGAUCGGCAUGGAAGUGUGGCUGGGACUGGAGAGAAGAGUAUUGUCGAUGAUGAUCAGCAUGCGGAUAUGGAUGUUGAGAACCGACGACCUUUCAACCCUGAGCUGGUGGAUCGGGAGCUGGAGCAGUACCUUCAGGAACAGACCUGGCUCAGCAGUGAUGGCAUUCAGCAGGAAGACGCGGAUGUCCAAGUCGCGAGAUCUCGCGAGCAGAGCGAGGAGAUGCUUAUGGACUACUAA